CAUGUGGAUCCAGGUCCGCACCAUCGACGGUGCCCAGACUCGGACCAUCGAAGACCUCAGCCGCCUCACCAAGAUCGAGAGUCUCCGCGAGAAGAUCCAGGAGAGCUUCCGUGUGAGCCCCGACCGGCAGCGCCUUUUCUACCGGGGCAAGCAGCUUGAAGAUGGACAUACAUUAUUUGAUUAUAAUGUUGGACUGAAUGAUAUAGUUCAGCUUUUGAUACGUUCUGAGUCUGAUGCUGUUACUACUCCAUUAACUAACAAAGAUGGAAAGGCUGUUCCCUGUGCAGUUGCCAACUGUAAGAACAAAACCAAGCAAGGAGCAAACAGAGGAUCAUCCAAUGAGCCUUCUACAUCAGCCCGCUCGUUUCUUAUUGAUCCUGGUAUUGGACAGUAUAAGAUAAAUGAAUUGGUGGAUGCCCGAGAUGACACGAUUGGAUCCUGGUUUGAAUCUCAUAUACAUAAUGUUACUCGAGCAACAAAAGGACAUAAAAAUGGAAAAGCUCAAGGAAAAAGUGGAAGUAAUUACAGAAGGACUAAUGGAAACUUAAGCCAAGAUCACUCAAGAGAAAAGACAAAUAAUUUGGACAAUACGCCUUCCACAUCUUAUUCAGAUUAUAUGGACAAUGAUGGAGAUAUUAUUUAUCAUAUCAAGUAUGAUGAGUACCCAGAAAGUGGCAUUGUCGAUAUGACUGUCCGUAAUCUACGACCACGAGCAAGAACUAUUUUGAAAUGGAAUGAAUUACGUGUGGGUGAUAUGGUAAUGGUUAACUACAAUGUAGAGAGUCCUGAAGAAAGAGGAUUUUGGUUUGAUGCAGAAAUUACCUCUUUAAGGGAAAUUUCAAGGACUAACAAAGAAAUUUAUGCCAAAAUUAUGUUGGGAGGCCCAGAAAAUAUAAUAAAUGAUUGCAAACUACUUUUUGUAGAGGAAAUAUACAAGAUUGAAAAGCCGGGAGCAUAUCCUCUGACAUUUGCAGAUGGAGAGUUCAAAAGAAAGGUGACUUAA
Molecule: messenger RNA, 1003 nt
Organism: Sphaerodactylus townsendi
Lineage: Eukaryota; Metazoa; Chordata; Lepidosauria; Squamata; Sphaerodactylidae
Product: E3 ubiquitin-protein ligase UHRF2-like
Exons: 6
Coding region: 2-1003 (333 amino acids)
Biological process (GO): protein ubiquitination; negative regulation of gene expression via chromosomal CpG island methylation
Molecular function (GO): protein binding; ubiquitin protein ligase activity
Source: RefSeq, a predicted model, not a curated record